CUUGGAUUUUUAAGCCCUUAAGAAAAGGAAGUGAUAAAUCACGUUGACCGUGAGGUGCACCUUGAAAGUGAAAGCAGAAUCUCCGUUGCCCAAAUUUUGCGAAUAAGACGGAUUCUUGUCACCAAAGUUCCUACAUCAGAUUGUAGAAAUAUGUACUAGUUGCUGAAGUAAGAUGUCAUUCUUAGCCUAAAUAUCGAACUCGACCCAUGAAGAUAUCUUAGAUCAUUAGAUGUGAAGAUGGCUCAACCUUUCGGUGCUGAUUAUUCGAGAUAUUAUGCAAAUGGUAUUGGGAGGGACAAUGCACGUGGACCUGGAUUUCCCGGCUUGAAGAAGAGAAAUCAUCAUCUUGGAAAUCGGUCUUGGAUAUUGAUUGAUACCAAAGGGAACUCCGAAGUCAUGGAACUAGAUAAGCCAACUGUCAUGAGACGCUGUUUGCUGCCUUCCAGAGACCUAAGACUCUUGGAUCCUUUGUUUAUCCAUCCCUCUUCGAUUUUAGGCCGUGACAAGGCCAUUGUUGUCAGUCUUGAGCAGAUUAGGUGCAUCAUCACCGCUGAUGAGGUUAUACUGAAGAACUCCGUAGAAGACUCAGUGCUGCAGUACAAAUAUGAGUUGUGCAAGCGUCUCGAGGUAUCCAGAGAUAAUUAUGACGAUCUACCUUUCGAGUUCAGAGCUUUGGAGGUUGCUUUGGAGCAUACAUGUAUGUCACUUGAUGCUCAGACAAAGGAUUUAGAAUUGGAUAUAUAUCCUGUGCUCGACGAAUUGGCCUCAUUCAUAAGCACCCUCAAUCUAGAGCGUGUACGUAGAUUCAAAGGGAGCCUUCUGGCCUUGACUCAGCGAGUGCAAAAGGUUUGUGAUGAAAUAGAGCAUCUGAUGAACGAUGAUGGAGACAUGGCAGAGAUGUUUCUAACUGAGAAGAAAGAAAGAAGGGAUAUACUUACAGAUAGUGAUGUAUGCAAUCAAAUUAAUGAUGCAAAUUUUGGAUCCAAAUAUGCUCCUGUUUCUGCGGUGGGAUCAUCUAGCGGAGUCCACAGAUUGCAGAGAGCUUUCAGCACUAUGAGUUCCACUAAACAUGGAAGCUUCUCGAGCUCAUCUUCUUCUGGAGAAAAUACCGAUCAACUUGAGAUGUUACUUGAAGCAUACUUUGUUGGCAUAGACAACACACUCAAUAAGUUGCUAUCGCUUAAAGAGUAUAUUGAUGAUACCGAGGAUUUAAUCAACAUAAAGCUGGGAAAUGUACAGAAUCAGCUGAUUAAAUUCGAGUUGCUUCUCAGAGCUGCUACCUUUGUCACUGCCAUGUUUGCCGCUGUGGCUGCAGUUUUUGGAAUGAAUUUCGAAGACACUGUAUUCGACGAGGCCUCUACAUUCAACUGGGUACUUGUCAUUUCUGGAAUCUGUUGUGGAGUGUUGUAUGGUUUAUUUUUGGCCUAUUUCCGGAACAAAAAAGUCAUCCCUUAGUAGUCGGUUAGGGGAAGGGAUCACCUACUACAUUUCCUAAUUUUAAUUGAGUUCUUGCAGUUUCUUGUACCUAUUUUUAGUUCUAGUGUGCAUCAGACUUGUACAUCUUAAUAAAAAACUGAAAUUGGAACCGGA
Messenger RNA from Salvia hispanica, 1590 nucleotides. Its product is annotated as magnesium transporter MRS2-5-like. Gene Ontology annotation, molecular function: magnesium ion transmembrane transporter activity. Gene Ontology annotation, biological process: magnesium ion transport. The record is from RefSeq and is a predicted model, not a curated record. Lineage: Eukaryota; Viridiplantae; Streptophyta; Magnoliopsida; Lamiales; Lamiaceae.